Molecule: messenger RNA, 732 nt
Organism: Plenodomus lingam JN3
Lineage: Eukaryota; Fungi; Ascomycota; Dothideomycetes; Pleosporales; Leptosphaeriaceae
Biological process (GO): ubiquitin-dependent protein catabolic process; protein deubiquitination
Cellular component (GO): cytoplasm
Molecular function (GO): cysteine-type deubiquitinase activity
Source: RefSeq, a predicted model, not a curated record
AUGGCGAAGAAGCACUUCGUAGUACUGGAGAACCACCCAGAUGUCAUGAACAGUCUAGCUCGAGAUCUCGGGCUGGAUACCAGUGUUUACUCCUUCCACGACGUCUACUCAUUGACCGACCCGGAACUACUAUCACUCAUACCACGACCCGUCAUCGCACUCCUCGUCAUCAUCCCCCUCACACCAACCUGGCAUGCAGCACGCACAUCAGAAGACCAAGACAAACCCGAGUAUUCCGGCAAAGGCGACCAAGAACCCGUAAUCUGGUUCAAGCAAACCAUCGGAGACGCCUGUGGUAGCAUAGGCCUCGUGCACUGCCUGCUCAACAGCCCUGCCUCCAGCCAUAUUGCCGCAUCCUCGACCCUUGCCCAAAUCCGCAACGAAGCCCUAGACAAGCCCAUCUGGGAGCGAGCAAAAGUCCUCGAAGACUCUGGAGAAUUCGAAGCCGCACAUGCACGUGCUGCCAGGCUUGGCGAUACGGCAACGCCUGCAUGUCCCACUGGAGAGCAUACGGGCCAGCAUUUUGUCGCGUUUGUCAAGGCGCGGGACGGGCACUUGUGGGAGCUAGAGGGCUCGAGAAUGGGGCCGUUGGAUCGUGGUGUGUUGACCGAUGAGGAAGAUGUGUUGAGUGCUGCUGCGUUGGAGAAGGGGCUGGCGAGGUUGAUGAGGAUUGAGGCGCAGCAGGGCGGCGAUCUGCGGUUCUCGGCGAUUGCCCUGGCUCCGAAGCUAUAG